This is a messenger RNA of Eublepharis macularius, 1575 nucleotides long. RefSeq names its product dendrin (gene DDN). The record is from RefSeq and is a predicted model, not a curated record. Bases 1 to 1575 code for a protein of 524 amino acids. NCBI's taxonomy places the organism in Eukaryota, Metazoa, Chordata, Lepidosauria, Squamata, Eublepharidae. The transcript has 2 exons.
AUGUUUGAACGCCCGGGGCUGAAGCCAGGAGAUGGCGGCAGGUUCCGCGUCUGUGAGAGAACAAACCUGCUCUUUGUCGAGUUUAACACAGUCUCUUGUUCCAGCCGGAGUACCAUGGAAGCAGGGCCGUGGACUGGAAAGGGCUACAGUGCCCCCUGGAUGUACCACAGGGUGGCUGGGCAGUACACGCUCUUCGAGAAGCGGCUGCUGUCCGACUUCGCGCCGUGCCCGCGCCGGCCGGGGCCGCGCGUCCUGCAGGAUUCCACCAACCGGCCGGCCGGCCAGCCUCCGCCUGGCUGGGGCCCCCCGAGGCAGGAGCGCGCCGGGCCCGCGGCGAACGAGCGGCGCGGCGCCGAGGCGUCUCCCGAGCCCCGCGCGCCACGGAGCCCGGCUGGUCCCGGCGGCUGCGGCGCGGAGCCGGCCCGGGGGGCUGCGCUGGCCCCGGACGGCGGCAGGGCCCACCGCGGGGCGCCCGCCCGCUCGCCGCCCAGCUACGAAGCCCACCUGCUGCUGCGGCUGCGGGCCGGCCAGGGGCCCCGCAAGGAGAACUGCCCGCGCCCGCCGCCCUACGUGGCCCCGCCGUCCUACGAGGCGGCCCACCGCACCGUCCAGCCGCGGCCCCGGGCGGGCGGGCCAGCUGGCGCCGGAGCGAGGCCGGCCCGAGCGCCAGAGCCGGACGGAGGAGCCCGGGCGCCCGGCGGCGGCAGCUUCCUCCUGGGCGCCAGGACCUGGGCCGGGCGGCGGCGGCAGGCGGAGCGAGCGGAGCCCCCCCGGCCCCGGAGCCCCCAGCCCCGCAGCCACACCCUGCCGCGCGCCUCCAGGCGGCCGCCCGGCGGGCCCCCGCACGCCCUCCCCGCAGGGUGGGCCUUCAGCCCCUCGGCCGGCCCCAAGGCCGGGGUGCCCGGCGGGCGGCGGCGCGGGGCCCGGGCGGCGGGGCCCGGGGGGGUGCUGGAGAUCGACGCCACGUGCGUGGUGAUCCGGACCCGCUACGUGCCCCCGGCGCGGGCCGAGCGCGUGCGCCCCCUGGGCCGGCCGGGCCCCGCGCGCAGCCCCGCCGCCGCCUCGCUGCAGGAGCGCGCCGCCCGCAUCCUGGGCCUCCCCGCCAGCGAGCUGGGCUUCGCCGGGCCGGCCGGGCGGCGCUCGGCGGCGGCCAGCCCGAGGCGCCCCAGGGGCCCGGCGGAGUCCCCCGGGCCGGCCCCCUCGCCCGCCGCGGGCAGCCCCGGCAGCCCCGUGCCCUCCCCGGCGGCGCCUGCGGAGCCCGGGCCCAGCGGCCCCCCGGCAGGCAGCGGCGGCGCGGCGGGGCCCUCGGGCGGCUCGUACGCGCGGGCGCUGCGGGAGGCCAUGGCCCGGAUCCGCCGCCACACCGCGCCCGACUCGGACACCGACGAGGAGCUGGAGCGGGGCCGGCGGGCGGGCGGCGGGCAGGGGCGGCGCGGCGGGGGGCGGCUCGCCCGCGGCAGCAGCAGCAGCAGCCUGGAGAGCAGCGCCUCCGCCGCCACCGUGGUGCCCGGCGGCGCCCCCAGCAGCGGAGGCCCGGCCGGCUGGCAGCCGCGCCGCAGCGGCGAGGAGGGCUGA